GCCUCUAGGAGACGUCAGAAUUAAUCGGAAAUGUGUCACCUAACCUUACAUUUGACAUAGUGAAAUAAGAAGAAAGAUUUAACUUAAACUAUUGAACUUCACAGUCGUUAACAAUUUAUCUGCAUAAAAAUGCCCGAUACUAAGUCGGAUGAUAAAGAAGUAGAGAAACCUAUUGUUGCUAAGAGUGCCGUAGACCUUCAAAGAUUGAAAUUAAUGAAAUUAAUGAAAAAUCCUGAAAAGCCAAUUCUAUUGCCAGAGCGCCCUAAAGAAAAGAAUACUCCAACUGUACCGGAAUUUGUGCGAAAUGUAAUGGGUAGCAGUGCCGGCGCAGGAAGCGGUGAAUUUCACGUGUAUAGACAUCUACGUCGUAAAGAAUACUCUCGUCAGAAAUUUAUUCAAGAGAAGAGCCAUAAGGAACUUAUGGAUGAAGAGUACCAUAAGAAGCUUGAGGAAAAUAAGCAAAAAGCAGCCGAAGUAACAGCCAAGAAGCGUGCUAAGAGAUUGAAAAAGAAACAGAGAAAGAGGCAGACUAAAAAGUUGAAGUCAACGCCAACUGACACAAAUACGGACGAGGAUAACAAAAGUGAUUCUGAAGAAGAAGAAGAAGAUGAAGAUGAUGUUACACAAUCUAAAAAUGAAUCCGACGAACAUGCAGAGACCAUGAAAACAGAUCUCAAUACGUCCACUAAAGAUGUUCAAACAAAACCUCUGGCAACCAUUAAUAAUACAAAUGGACAGGAUACUCCUGUUGAGUGUGAUACUACAGAAGAAACACAAUCAUCAGAAUCGAAAUUAAAUAGUCCCACUGAAGGUGAUGCAUCACUUCUGCAAUCAAAUAAACAAGAAAGUGGUGAAAUUAAUGCAGAUAAAGUUAGUCCUGAGACUAUUCUAGAACCCAUAAAAGCAGAAUCUAAUAAAGAAUCAGAAGAUGAUGCAAAUGCUGUUGAUAAAACUUGACAUUAACCAGUGGUUGUUCCGUUUGAAUAAGUUGUAUAGUAGUACGUAAUUUUAUUUCAAAAUUAAGCAGAAUGUUUAAUUUUUUUCUUCUAAGCUUUAUUU
Orussus abietinus is the source of this 1059-nucleotide messenger RNA. RefSeq names its product PRKR-interacting protein 1 homolog. Lineage: Eukaryota; Metazoa; Arthropoda; Insecta; Hymenoptera; Orussidae. The record is from RefSeq and is a predicted model, not a curated record. Gene Ontology annotation, molecular function: protein kinase inhibitor activity; protein kinase binding; double-stranded RNA binding. Gene Ontology annotation, biological process: negative regulation of protein kinase activity. Gene Ontology annotation, cellular component: nucleolus. Bases 130 to 957 code for a protein of 275 amino acids. The transcript has 3 exons.